AGCCUUGCGGCGGAAGUGGAAGCGUUUUCACAGUAAAUAAGCGCCAAGUUCCUCAAUGAAUGACCCAAAAAUAAGUCCUAAUGCUCUGCUGGUUAUAAUCAGCGUCUCUGAGUGACAGUGAAUGGUUUAUCGGCACAGCGGUGUUGGCUGCAGGGCGCAGUAAAAGGCAGGCAGGCUGGCGCAGGUCUCCUGGGGUCUGUGGACGAUGAGAGACAGCGGUGUGACACACACACCCUGGAACAAUGAGCUGACAGUGAGGAAGGUCAGUGGUGGUGCGGCCGGUCGCUUUAUAAGCCCGGCACAGCUCAAACUGAACCGCAGAGACAGGGACGUGGACACGUGGGGGUCUGAGUACACCGCCCCUGUGGAAGAGGACCAAAAAAUGGAUGUGGAUGAGGGAGAUGCAGAUGAGGUUUUCAGGUGGAGAGAUGAAGCAGAGGAGAGCAGUGGACCUGUGGGUCUCGACUCCAGGGACUCGCUCAGUCCCUCUGCCCUGCUAAGGUCUGAUGGACUCUGGGACAGGAAGCAGGCCAGCUGGGGGCUCAGGCCACACCGUUGUGUGAACAUUCGCCACACUUUAGCGUGGCACUGGCGGACCUGGCGACAACGAUCCAAGUGGGCGGGGUCUUUGGGAUACAGGUGGACCUGCAGGAGAAGGCGGAUCCGACGACCGAAACACCGGCAGCUACAGAGUGCCCUCACAAACGGAGCGAGAACUGCAACUGCACAUGACCUGAACAGGACAAACAGACUUCCUGCCGUCAAUGAGAGCACACAGAGAGCCAAUGUGGCUGACGGUGAGGAGCGGAGACCUCAGGAAAAACUGUCCAAUCAGAAUCAGCUAAGCAGCGAGCACAUCUCCUACGUACAAGGGCUCCUGGAUGAGUUUCUGCAGCAGUACGGCAGUCUGAUCCCCAUCCACCUGGACGAAGUGGUGGACAAACUGCAGAGUGUGUUUAACGAGAGCUUCUCACAUCCACACAGGAAGCUGAUAGUGCAGCACUUAAUGCAGUCGUUCCAGCGCAUGUCCGGCUCGGCCAUGGUGCGAGAGUUCCGUGUUAAUUACAAACGCCACGUUCUCACAAUGGAUGACCUGAGCACGCUGUAUGGACAGAACUGGCUCAACGACCAGGUGAUGAACAUGUAUGGGGAUUUGGUGAUGGAUGCCGUACCUGAUCAGGUUUACUUUUUCAACAGUUUCUUUUAUGACAAGUUGAGGACAAAGGGAUAUGAAGGCGUAAAGCGUUGGACAAAAAACGUGGAUAUUUUCCAGAAGUUGUUCCUGCUCAUUCCCAUCCAUCUGGAGGUUCACUGGUCUCUGGUGUGUGUGAAUGUUCCUCAGCGCAUCAUCACCUACUUUGACUCCCAGAGGACCCUGAAUCGCCGCUGCCCAAAGCAUGUGAUGAAGUACCUGCUGGCCGAGGCCAUGAAGCGAGAGCAGAGAGAGUUCUACAGCGGCUGGAAAGGCUUCUUCAAAAUGAAUGUAGCGAGGCAGAAUAAUGACAGUGACUGCGGUGUGUUUGUCCUGCAGUACUGUAAGUGUUUGGCGUUGGAGAAGCCGUUCGUUUUCACGCAGCAGGACAUGCCCAAACUGCGCCGACAAAUGUACAAGGAGCUCUGUCACUGUAAACUCACACUCUGACACACACACAGCCUUUAAUACUCCCUCAUCUGUUCCUCCAAUACCUCUGAAAUGAUCAACAUCCCCGAGUGCCUGACAGCAAGACAGGCUGAGAGAGUGAGACAGCUCGUCCUGCAGUGAGACACGCUGUUUUGUUCCAGAGUUGAUGCUGUUUUUGUUUAGUUUCUUGAAAUGGCAAAUUAAUCUGUUUAAACUCCAGAACGAUGUCAUGCUUUUGAUAAAUUAAAAAAAAUCCUAUUUAA
Molecule: messenger RNA, 1884 nt
Organism: Neoarius graeffei (lesser salmon catfish)
Lineage: Eukaryota; Metazoa; Chordata; Actinopteri; Siluriformes; Ariidae
Gene: senp3a
Product: SUMO specific peptidase 3a
Exons: 11
Coding region: 206-1642 (478 amino acids)
Biological process (GO): protein desumoylation
Cellular component (GO): nucleus
Molecular function (GO): deSUMOylase activity
Source: RefSeq, a predicted model, not a curated record